CCCCUGAAGACUCCUCCCCCAGGCCAGGGCUGUCCCCUGCAGGGCCUGGCCAAGCCCGAGGCUCCACCCUCAGGAAGCCUUGCACUCCUGGGGCCACAUCAAGAAGCCUGAGGGUCGGUGGGGGGCAGGGUGGGGUGCAGGCUCUGGGGGGCCAGGUCCCUGACUCCAGGCCCGGGCGGCCCACCCUGCCCGCCUCCGCCAUGAAUUGGCUCUGGAACAUCAGGCGCGUGGACCCCCAGCAGGGCUCCCCGAAGUGGGUCCCCACGCUGGGUGAGCUGCAGAAGACCCUCCAGAAGGGCGAGCACCUGCCCCUCCGCCCGCUGCCCAUGUUCGAGAGUAACUUUGUGCAGGUGACCAAUGGAGGGAGCCCCGUGUAUGUGCACCACGGCGCCAACCGGCUGACCAUGGGCGUGGCCGCCUCCCUGCCAGGCCUGGUGCUGCCCGACAUCCUGCUGAUUGCGCGGCCCCCCGAGGGCCGGGAUGGCCCCAACGUUGUCCUCACCAGGAUGAUCCCAUUGGACCUGGCCCGCCUGUAUGUGCACGACCUGGCCGCCUGGCGCCUGAAGCUGCGGCUAGUCACCGGCCGCUACUACUACCUGGAGCUGGACGCCCCCUACAGCGAGGGGGCCUUCUUGUUCAACCGCUGGAUCCGUCUCAUCGACCUGCUGCAGCAGCCCAGCAACACCUGGGUCCCCAGGACCGCCCACACCCCCCCACUGGGCCUGGCCAGCACUGAGGCUCCUGCCUCCACCUGGCGCCUCCAGGGUCCGGCCCACACCAGGCGCUCAGUCAUGAUUGUCCAGCCCACCUUUCCCUACGCGGUGCUGACCUCUCAGAAGCAGAAGAAGGCCAAGGCCCUCAAGCGCAGGUUCAAGUCCCAGGCGGUGGGCGACUCCGAGCCCCUCCUCUGGUCCAAGCUGGAGCAGGCCGGCGCCAAGGAGACGCCCUCCAAGAGGUCCCACCCCGACCUGCACAAAUCUCAGCACCCCGUUUCCGAGAAGCCCAGCAUCACCAUCCGGACCAUCUUCAGCAUCAUCUCCAACACCGUCAGCAACUCGCCGUCCUCCGCCAAGGCCUGCUCGUCCGACUCCGACGGGGCCGCCCUGCGGGGCUUGCUGGAGCCGGCCACGCGCUGCGUCCGGCCGGACACCCGCAGCGCCUCCCCGCUGGGCUCCUACGACCACCUGGAGCGGCGCCUGUGGCAGCAGGACAUCCAAGACCUCAUGGACCCCGAGUCCAGCACCCUGUCCUCCUCCUCCCUGGGCCCGGCCCCCUGCGCGCCCGCCCCGCGCCCGCCCGCGCCCUGCCCCCUCCGCAGACCCAAGGAGAAGGGCAGGCCUGUGGGGGCCCAGCGCAGGCCCAAGCCGCCGCCCCCCCCGAGGGCGCCCCCGGCCCCCCCCUCCUCGCGGAAAGCCCCCUUCCUCCUCGACCGGUCGCACAAGAUCCCGGCCGUGCGCGCGCCAUCCAGGAAGCUGUCCGGGGGGGCACCCCGCAAGGCCCCGGAGCCCCCCCAGAAGGCCCCGGCCCCAGCCGGCCCAGCCCGGAAGGGGCCCCAGGCCUCGGCCACCCCCCAUGGGGCCCCGUCCACCCCGGCCUCCGCCCGGAAGACCCGCCCCGUCUCCCCCAAGGGCCCCGGCGGGCGCACCCCGUCUCAGAGGGCCCCGCCCGCGCCCGGCGCCCCCCCGAAGGCCGCGUCCCCCGCCGCCCGCCGCCGGAAGUCUCAGGUCCCACCGGCCCCGCCCCCGAGGGCUGCGGGCGCCGCCGCCCGGCCCGUGGCGUGGGACCCCGCCGAGGGGGUGCUGCUCCCCAGCGGCUCGGGGGAGGCCCUGCCCGGGCCCCGCGCGGCUGAAGGGCAGCCGGGGCCGCUGGCGCGCGUGGGCACCCAGGAGACGGAGGUGGUGGAGGUGAGGGCCCAGCAGACGUCCCGGCAGCUGCCCGGCGGCACGACCAAGGUGGACUCGACGAGGCUGGUGGUCAGCAGGGCCCACGAGCUCUCCCUGGGCGGCUGGACGGGCGCGGAGAGGCUGCAGGACGUGACCCUCAGGAAGACGGAGGAGACGGUGCUGGACGCGCCGGGGCUCAGGACCACGCGGCUGGGGCAGCAGCACAAGUGGGUCCGGACCCGCGAGCUGGCGGCGGGCGGCCCGGUGCAGGCGCACAGCCGGCCCUUCUCGGCGGAGGGGCUCGCGCUGGCCAAGCUCAUGAUCCUGGCCAACUCCGCCGAGGCGGCCCUGAGGCCCCCGCCGGGGGCCCUGCCCUCCUGGCUCACCGUGCCCCUGGCGCCCUCCCUGGACGUGACGGACCCCCGGCUGGGCCGGCCUUCAGGGGCGCCCGAGGGGCCCCUGCACGCGGGCCCCGGGGCGAAGGGGAGCACACCGGCGCCUGCGGAGGCGGAGGCCCCGCCCGGGGCGCCCCCGAGGACCUCGGCGGAGGCGGAGGCCCGGCCUGACCCGCCCCGGAGGACCUCGGCGGAGGCGGUGGACCGGCCCGGGGGACCCCGGAGGACCUCGGCGGAGGCGGUGGACCGGCCCGGGGGGCCCCGGAGGACCUCGGCGGAGGCGGAGGCCCGGCCCGGGGGGCCCCGGAGGACCUCGGCGGAGGCGGCAGAUGCCCCACCUGGGGGGCCGAGGGAGCCGACUGCAGAGGCCUCCCCCUCCAAGCUGGCCUCCAGCAACCCCAAGACCGGGGUCUCCGAGGCCCCCAUCCCCCUGCCCGCACUGAGGUGGGAGGACAUGGUGUCCCCGUUCCCCACCGUGCUGAGCCCCACCCCACAAAUGGAGACGAGGAUGUCCCCCCAGCACAAGGGAGCCCCCCCAGAAUCGGAGGGGGCACAGAACCAGCGCCCCCUAGCCACAGUGGGGUCCACCUCAGAGAUUCUCUUGCCAUCACUCUUGGACAUCAGCGACGUGGGGGAUGACACUGGCCAGGUGGAGGAGCUGAACACCUUCUCGCGCUUGCUCUCACCCAGGCCCCCAGGGCGCCGCGUGCUCGGACUGCGAGAAACGGGCGCUGAAAGGCCGGGGGCGGCGGCCUCGGGCGGAGACUAAGCUACGUACGGGCUAAAUGUUGGGGGCGGGGCGGGCCAGCUGCGCAGAUUAAAAGCCUGAGUCGAGACGCCUGGGUGC
Messenger RNA from Talpa occidentalis (Iberian mole), 3125 nucleotides. RefSeq names its product golgi associated RAB2 interactor family member 5B (gene GARIN5B). The transcript is spliced from 10 exons. Lineage: Eukaryota; Metazoa; Chordata; Mammalia; Eulipotyphla; Talpidae. The record is from RefSeq and is a predicted model, not a curated record. Gene Ontology annotation, cellular component: nucleus. Bases 201 to 3047 code for a protein of 948 amino acids.